UUCCCCAGCGCCCGAUUUCCGCUUCCGGUCUUCGGAACGGUCCGCGGUAGCUAUGGAGGAACCGGAGAUGCAGCUCAAGGGAAAGAAAGUCACAGACAAGUUCACUGAGAGCGUCUAUGUCCUGGCCAACGAGCCGUCCGUGGCCCUAUACCGGCUGCAGGAGCAUGUGCGCCGCUCUUUGCCCGAGCUGGCCCAGCAUAAGGCCGACAUGCAACGGUGGGAGGAGCAGAGCCAGGGAGCCAUUUACACAGUGGAGUAUGCCUGCAGCGCCGUGAAGAACCUGGUGGACAGCAGCCUCUACUUCCGCAGCGUGGAGGGUCUUCUCAAACAGGCCAUCAGCAUCCGGGACCACAUGAACGCCACUGCGCAGGGCCACAGCCCUGAGGAACCACCCCUGCCCUCCUCAGCCUGAUCCCAGAAGAGACUUGGAGGUGCUUCAGCCCCUCUGACUCAGACCACAGGCCCUGUCUCCACCCCACGUCACACCUGCCAAGACAGAAAGGGGUUCCCAUGUUUCUCCUAGCCUGCCACAUGCCAGCUGUCUGCUUUACUCACGCUGUUCUCUCAGGCAGAGCCCAGCAUGGCCGGUACCCACCCAGCUCAGGAAUCUCUGCUCCACUGCCGACCUGCUGUGUGACCCUGAGGAGGUCCCUCCCUUCUCUGGUCUCUGCUGUUCCCUUCUGUCAGAGUGGUUCAUCAGGCAGCAGAGGGCGCUGCUGCCCAGUGCCGUGUGUUGUAGCCGUCAGCUGCUGCUGCGUGACAAGCUAUCCCAGAGCUUAGCGGCCGACACACCAGUCAUCUGGCUGCUCACAGUUCUGCAGCGUGGGCUGGGUCUGCUGGGCAGUUUGGUGGGGCUUAGCCAGAGGCCACCAUCUGGCACUCUCAGAGUUCGAUGGGGCUGCCCAGUCAGAGGUGGCCUUGCUCACACGUCUGAACGUUGGCCAGUGCUAUCAGCUGCUGGGCCUCCAGUUCUCCUGUGCCCAGCCUCCCUGGCAGGCCUGCCCAGGCUUCUCUGGAGACCAGGUGCCAAGAGGGCAGCCCCAGCGUACCUGUGUUCAUCCAGCAUCUUCUUGCUUCCCCUUGUGAAUGUCCCAUUGGUCAAGGCCAGCUGCAUGCUAUUCUUUGCCCAUGGAGGACAGACCCUGGCAGAUGGGAGGCCUCUGAGGGACUUUCUAGCCCUCAACUCUUGUAUCUCUUAAAGCCCUGCUCAUUUGCUAGCCACGGUGAUGGCACACUGGGCUUCAGAGGCCCUCUCGGAGGGUUGGGGAGGCAUGGGUGCAACGGGGCCUUCCCAGCCCCCAAGCAACAGCCCCUUCCCAGACCUAAGAGGCAGCAGAGCUCAAGCCUGUGCAGUCAGAGUACUCAAUGAACGCCUGCUGUGUGCCAGGUUUAGCUCUCUGUCUGGGGGUACUGAGGACUUCUGCAGGCUGUGGGAUCACCUAGGGGGCAUCUGGGAGGGCCUGGAGCCGGAGGGGCUGCCCAGAGUUGCCCGCCAGCCCUGGGUUCACACAUCACCUUCUCUCUCCCCUCCCAUCUCUUUGCCCCGGUGUCCCUCCCCCACCAUCCAGCCUCAAGGCUACUGCCCUUCCGACAGCCCGUGUCACCUGCCAUCCCUCUGCUGCUGCAGACCUUUCUGAAUAAAAUGCUCUGUGGCUCCUCCUGA
This is a messenger RNA of Mustela erminea (ermine), 1663 nucleotides long. It is a transcript of the gene BORCS8, whose product is annotated as BLOC-1 related complex subunit 8. The coding region runs from base 53 to 412 and encodes 119 amino acids. Lineage: Eukaryota; Metazoa; Chordata; Mammalia; Carnivora; Mustelidae. The record is from RefSeq and is a predicted model, not a curated record. Gene Ontology annotation, cellular component: BORC complex. The transcript is spliced from 6 exons.